This is a messenger RNA of Lytechinus pictus (painted urchin), 973 nucleotides long. RefSeq names its product very long chain fatty acid elongase 6-like. Gene Ontology annotation, molecular function: fatty acid elongase activity. Gene Ontology annotation, cellular component: endoplasmic reticulum membrane. The coding region runs from base 103 to 888 and encodes 261 amino acids. The record is from RefSeq and is a predicted model, not a curated record. Lineage: Eukaryota; Metazoa; Echinodermata; Echinoidea; Temnopleuroida; Toxopneustidae. Gene Ontology annotation, biological process: very long-chain fatty acid biosynthetic process; fatty acid elongation, polyunsaturated fatty acid; fatty acid elongation, monounsaturated fatty acid. The transcript has a single exon.
GAUGUGACCAAAUACUAUACCGCAUAUAGCAAUCGGAUAUUUCCGUAUUCUGUUAAUUUGAAAUCAUAACUGGGUGAUGCUGUGAUAACUUCAAUUGAAACAAUGGUGCUGAGGAAUUUAUAUCUCAAUGGAGGAUCAUCUUUCGACACCCAUUACCAUGGCCAAUGGCUCCGACAGCAUUGGUGGGUUUCAAUCUUCAUCUCCUUGGCGUACAUAUUCAUUAUUUUCGGAGGAAAGCGGUUGAUGUCCGACCGGAAACCUUUCGAUCUCCGCCGUCCCCUCGUUGCAUGGUCGGGCAGCUUUGCUCUCUUCAGUUUCGCUGGUGCGGUGGUGCUGGUCAGAGACUUUGCGCGCUGCGUCGUCGAAGACGGGUGGCGCGCAACCAUCUGCGACGCCAAUUUCUUCAACGGGAACGUGGGCCUGUGGUUUUGGCUGUUCGCACUCAGCAAGGUCCUCGAGCUCGGUGACACGAUCUUUAUCGUCCUCCGCAAGCAGAAACUAAUAUUUAUCCAUUGGUAUCACCACGUUACAACUCUCGUCUACACGUGCUAUUUACACGCCGACUUUAUGUCUGUUGGACGCUAUUUUGCCACUUUAAAUUUCGUUGUCCAUUUUGUGAUGUACUCCUACUACGCCCUGAGUGCUGCCAAAAUCAUCAACAAGCCUCGUCAAAUCAAGAUCUCGAUUACAGUCAUCCAGCUCGUCCAGUUUGUCAUCUCAAUCGGCGUGUCUCUCUACGCGGCAUUUGAACUUUCGGCGGGAAGGCAGUGCGACAUAAACUGGCUAAAUAUUUUCUGGACUAUGGUCCUGUAUGUAAGCUUUUUGUAUUACUUCCUUAAAUUCUUUCACGAUGCGUAUGUCAAACGGCCUGAGAAGCAAAAGAUAUAGCGAAAAUAUAUACCCCUAUUGUACCAGUUUACCCGAAAGUUUUCUUUUUUAUGUAAAUAGGCACUGAAAUCAUUUGAAAUGUAUU